Molecule: messenger RNA, 2095 nt
Organism: Myodes glareolus (Bank vole)
Lineage: Eukaryota; Metazoa; Chordata; Mammalia; Rodentia; Cricetidae
Source: RefSeq, a predicted model, not a curated record
GAGCUUGGGCCCCUGCCACAGCCCAGCAGAGGCUGUAGAGAUCAACCAUCAGGAAGCCUGGUUCCCAGCCCCGGGGUCCAUCCCUGGCUGUGGGGAGUGGAGGCUCCCACAAGGUAGCAGUGGCUCGAAGUGGUCCCCUCCCCAUAGUGAGCCAUGGGCCAGAAGCUCUCUGGGAGCCUCAAGUCUGUGGAGGUGCGAGAGCCAGCUCUUCGGCCUGCCAAGCGGGAGCUUCGAGGCUCAGAGCCCGGGCGGCCAGCGCGGCUAGACCAGCUGCUGGACAUGCCUGCGGCAGGGCUGGCUGUGCAGCUGAGACAUGCCUGGAACCCCGAGGACCGCUCGCUUAAUGUCUUCGUCAAAGAUGAUGACCGCCUCACCUUCCACCGUCACCCAGUGGCCCAAAGCACGGAUGGCAUCCGCGGCAAGGUGGGCCAUGCCCGGGGCCUGCACGCAUGGCAGAUCCACUGGCCAGCUAGGCAGCGGGGUACCCAUGCUGUGGUGGGCGUGGCCACGUCCCGUGCCCCUUUGCACUCAGUGGGUUACACCGCACUGGUGGGCAGCGACUCUGAGUCAUGGGGCUGGGACUUGGGCCGCAGCCGCCUCUACCACGAUGGCAAGAACCGACCUGGGGUGGCAUACCCUGCUUUCUUGGGGCCAGAUGAGGCCUUCGCUCUGCCAGAUUCCUUAUUGGUCGUGCUGGACAUGGACGAGGGCACGCUCAGCUUCAUCGUGGACGGCCAGUACCUGGGCGUGGCCUUCCGUGGCCUCAAGGGCAAGAAACUGUACCCGGUGGUGAGUGCCGUGUGGGGCCACUGCGAAGUCACCAUGCGCUACAUCAAUGGCCUUGACCCCGAGCCCCUGCCACUGAUGGACCUGUGCCGGAGAUCCAUCCGCUCAGCCCUGGGCAGACAGCGCCUGCGGGACAUCGACUCCUUGCCCCUGCCUCAGUCGCUCAAAAACUAUCUGCAGUACCAGUGAGCAGGGCCGAAGGCCUGCCUUCAUCUGUGGUCACACGGCACCUAGCUCCGGAGCGUCAGCAUUGUGUCACUGACUUGGAAAAGGAAUGCCUGUUGCCACUGUGGCUGCCAGGACCAAACUGCUGCCAUCAGCCAGGACCAGGAAGUCACCUAGUCAACCAGAGGGUAGAGACCAUUUCUUUCUCAAGAGAAUGAAUAAAACAUUUGGCAGGAGACAGCGUCCUGUUCCCCCACUGCAGACAGGCCCAGGAAAAUUGGCCGCUGGAGAGAAAAUAGCUUCUUGAAUAAUGAAUGACGGAAGCCAGUCCUUGAUGGUCCCCUCCCUGCCUGCCCCUGGCCAGGGUAGGGAGAUUAUCCUUCCAUUUUAAGACUUAGAACCACUUUGAGAGACAAGUCGCCAGGGACCAUGGCAGUGUGAAGAACCUGGACUUUCCUCUCUGAGCCGGCUUCCUCAGCCCUUCCUUUCCUCUCCCACCAUGGAUAGAGUCCUUUGGCUGUCCCCACCCACCUGUCUCUUCAGGGAUGGUAGUCUGAUGACCUGCCCCGGGAACAGAGCUUAUUCUUGGGUAUGAUCGUUUAAAGUAGUAUUUUGCAUUUUGAAAGAGGAGUGUGGUGAAGAUGGCUUUCUCCCAAAGGUGCUAAGGAGGAUGGGGGCCUCGGGACACUGAGUCUGAGACACCGUUAGAGUCCAGGACUCUGGCCGUCAUCAUUCAGGGUGAAGCCUGGCUGUCACAGAGCUUCCUUUGAGCAAAUUAUUUUUUCACUUUAGGAGACUUCCGCGGUUUGUUUCUUGUUUCUCAUGUGUGUGACAUGCUGUUUAUUUAUCAGCUGGGGUCCGUGGCGUGGCUUUGGGCCUGGAAGGGUGGGGGUGGCACACAGUCUCUGCAGGCCCUGAGACCUACCCUCUCACAGAAUGUUGCUGCUGCUGCCGCUGCUGCUGCCGCCAGCACCAUCAUUCAGUGUCUUUGGUGUGUUCCUGAUAUUCUCCACCCAGACUUGUCUUUAACUGGAAAUCGUCACAGCGUGGGAUACCAGAGCCAGACAGCGCAGCCUCCACUUUAAUGUGAAUGUGACCUUCAAGCAAGGAACAUUUCUAAUAAAGUUUGUCAUUCUGUCCUUGA